Coccinella septempunctata (seven-spotted ladybird) is the source of this 623-nucleotide messenger RNA. RefSeq names its product peptidyl-prolyl cis-trans isomerase NIMA-interacting 4. The transcript has a single exon. The record is from RefSeq and is a predicted model, not a curated record. Bases 101 to 481 code for a protein of 126 amino acids. Gene Ontology annotation, molecular function: DNA binding; peptidyl-prolyl cis-trans isomerase activity. Gene Ontology annotation, biological process: rRNA processing. Lineage: Eukaryota; Metazoa; Arthropoda; Insecta; Coleoptera; Coccinellidae.
UACAAGUUUUCGAAUUUAAAUUUUCCAAAGAUAUUACACAUCUUUGGAAUUUCCAUAGUUGAUUGACAAUAUAUUUGUUCUGUAAUAAAACUUUACAGUAAUGCCACCUAAAAAAAACGACUCAAAACAGGCUGCUAAAAGCAGUAAGGGUGGAGAAGACAAGGGAGCUGCAAAAGAAAAAAAAGGUGGUACUGCAGUGAAAGUGCGACAUAUUCUCUGCGAGAAGCAGGGAAAAUGUUUAGAAGCACUGGAAAAAUUGAAAGCUGGACAAAAAUUCCCAGAAGUAGCUGCUGCAUACAGCGAAGACAAAGCUAGACAGGGGGGCGAUUUAGGUUGGAUGACCAGAGGAUCAAUGGUCGGACCAUUCCAAGAUGCAGCUUUCGCACUACCUAUAUCAAAUGUAAAUAAUCCUGUAUAUACUGAUCCACCAGUUAAAACGAAGUUUGGGUAUCAUAUAAUUAUGGUCGAAGGCAAGAAAUAGGCAUAGCUGUAAUGUAACGUAUUGUUUGCUCGAGCUUAAGGAAAAAGAGUUUCUUAAGAAUAUCUGAUACCCCCACAAUCCUCCCUACAAGCAUAAUUGUAUACAUCAAUAAGGAUUUUCCAAUUAAAUAUUUUUAUUCAAA